CAACACACAACAACCAAGAGGCGAUCACUUUUGCGCAAACACAACAACACCCACCCCUCCCCCAUAUCGCUUUGGCUUGAAGAAGGACCCUCCUCAUCCCCCAAGCAAGCAAGUCACGAUCAGCAAGAGACCACCACCACCAUCAUGUCUGAAAAGAAGUUUGACUUUCGCCGUGGCGGCGCCAUGCGCAAGAAGAAGAUCCAUGAGGUGAUGGAUCACAAGUUCCAGGCCAAGUUCUUCAAGCAGCCCACCUUCUGCUGCCACUGCUCCGAGUUUAUGUGGGGUUUUGGCAAGCAAGGCUACCAGUGCAUCGAUUGCGGCUUUGUGGUGCACAAGCGCUGCCACGAGUUUGUGCACUUUCACUGCCCAGGCACAGACCUGGAGAAGCCAACGGAUGCACCGACCAAGGAGCACGAGUGGUCGUCGCACACGUACAUGUCGCCCACCUUCUGCGACCACUGCGGCUCUCUGCUGUACGGCCUCUACCACCAGGGCAAGCAGUGCAAGAGCUGCAAGCUGAAUGUGCACAAGUCGUGCACGAGCAAAGUUGCGCACAUGUGCGGAUUCGAUCACCGUGAGAAGCGCGGCCGCGUCCAACUCAAGAUCGGCAUUGCAAAGAACUCUGACGGGAGCCGGCUCGUGACAUGCCACGUCGGGCAGGCACACAACCUCAUCCCCAUGGACCCGAGCGGCUCCAGCGACCCCUACUGCAAGGCCAAGAUUCUGCCUGACAAGAAGGAGAAGCAGAAGACCCGCGUGCACUCGACCAACCUCAAUCCAAACUUCAACCACGCCUUUGAGUUCAUUGUGCCGCCGGGCGCCGACCUCGAGCAGAAGUCGCUGUUCCUGGAGGUCUGGGACAAGGACCGCAUCGGCAGCAACGACUUUAUGGGCUGCAUGACCUUCCGCCUCUCCGACAUUGAGGAGGCCGCAGGCACGGACAAGUACACGGGGUGGUUCAAGUGGCUUGACAAGAAGCAGGGUGCAAAGUUCCACAUGAAGGUCCCCGAGGCAGCGUCUGCCCUCAAGGUUGAGGACAUCACGAAGAAGUUUCAGUCGGCCGAUCUGGAGGACUCAAAGAGCGACGAGCUGAGUGCGAGCGUGGCUGCGAGCCUGGACGCCUACUCCUUCCAGAAGGUCCUCGGUCGCGGCUCGUUCGGAAAGGUGCUCCUGGCGAAGGACAAAUCGUCCGGCAAAACCGUCGCCGUCAAGUGUCUGAAGAAGGACGUGGUCGUGGAGGCCGUCUUUCAGGGCACAAUAGUAUACAUGGAGUGA
Molecule: messenger RNA, 1275 nt
Organism: Salpingoeca rosetta
Lineage: Eukaryota; Choanoflagellata; Craspedida; Salpingoecidae
Product: kinase C beta
Exons: 13
Coding region: 145-1275 (376 amino acids)
Biological process (GO): protein phosphorylation
Molecular function (GO): protein kinase activity; ATP binding
Source: RefSeq, a predicted model, not a curated record